Phaedon cochleariae (mustard beetle) is the source of this 2113-nucleotide messenger RNA. NCBI's taxonomy places the organism in Eukaryota, Metazoa, Arthropoda, Insecta, Coleoptera, Chrysomelidae. The record is from the annotation of a GenBank genome assembly.
CCCUUGUAAGAGUAUCAGUCCAAUAUUUUUGAAUUUGUAACAUACACCUUCGUGGGGCCAACGAUAUGGGGCUGAUUCACAGUUGCAACGGUAAUAUAAGGCUAAUUUAUAUUUGGAAUUGUAAAUCCCUAUGGAUUAUUUUCCAUUUCGUGUUAUUCUAUUCAUUGUGCAGAUAUAUUCUCGAAUUAGUGAGUACCUAUAUACAUUUUUAUUCCGAUCAAAUAUAUUUCCUGAAAAUAUUUGUCAUUCUGUAUAAUUAUCAGAAUGUCACUCGACUUUCGAAUUUGAAUUAAAACAAAAAUCAAAUCGCCAAAGGAACCAAUAAAUAAGCACCAACUUUUUCGACUUUUUCAUAAAAUGUCAUAAAAUUGCAGUAAAUUGUGAGUAAUGCAAUAAUUAGUGGAAUAGUUAAUAUGGCUCUACCAAUACGGCAAAUAGUAAGAAAUUUGUUCAAGCCAAACUUUACAUCGACAACAAGAAGAUUUGCAGAAGCAACGACAUGUGUCAAGAAACCAGCAGAAGAUCCUUGCAAACAUAAUCGCCAUAAAGGUUUGGUUUUCGGAUUAUACACGAACCCAGAGGAUGUCUAUGACCCAGGCAAACUGACCCCAACCGGAGAAAGGUACGACAGUAUGGUGUGUCACAGAUUGUACGAAUUGAUCAAGUAUACAGGACCCCCCGCAAAAAAGGGCGAAGUCCGAGUCUUCUACAACGUCGACGACGAAUUCUCCAUGGUGGCCGUAGUAGGAAUGGGUCCCGAAUGCCAGGGCUACGACGUUUUCGAGCAAAUGGACGAAGGAAAGGAAGCCAUCAGGAUAGCAGCUUCUACAGGAUGCAAAGCCCUUCAAAAAAUGUCGGUGAGGAGAGUGUACAUAGAAAGUUUUGGCCACGCAGAAUCUGCAGCCGAGGGCGCGGCCCUCGGGGUCUGGCUCUACCAAGAAAAGAAAAUGAAGAAACACCAGGUCCUCAUUCCCCAGUUAGAGCUCUACGACGAUUGUGACUGGACGGGUUGGCAGAUCGGUUUACAGAAAGCCGCUGCUCAGAAUUUGUCCAGACAACUCAUGGACACCCCUGCAAACCUGAUGACACCCACUUCUUUUGCGCAAAAUGCCGUUGAAGUUUUAUGCAAAUCCGGUGUAAACGUCGAAGUCAAGGUACGUGGGUGGGCAGAAACGCAGAAGAUGUACGCGUUCCUAGCAGUAGCUCAAGGUUCCUGCGAACCACCUAUAUUCCUCGAGCUAAGCUACUACGGAGCCUCGAGAGACGAAAGACCCGUCGUUCUUAUUGGCAAAGGUAUAACGUACAACAGCGGGGGAUUGUGCAUCAAGCCUUGCAACAAACAACGUUUCAUGCGCGGAGAUAUGGGCGGUGCAGCCUGCGUUUUGGCAGCUUGCCGUGCAGUAGCUGGUCUCCAGCUGCCGAUCAACGUGAGAGCUUUGAUCCCCCUCUGCGAAAACAUGCCAGGUUGUGCAGCCAUGCGGCCUGGGGACAUUGUCAAGGCUAUGAACGGAAAGAGCAUCAAAAUCGAGUCCACCGACACUGCUGGAAGGCUGUGUCUAGCGGAUGCGUUGGUUUACGCGCAGAAUUUUUGGCCCAGGUUCAUUGUGGACGUUGGUACCAUGACCAACGAUAUGAAACACUCACUGGGUGCUUCGGCUAGUGGCGUGUUCAGUAACUCCGAAGCUCUUUGGGAGUAUAUGUUGGCUGCCUCAAUGCAUACUGGUGAUCGGGUUUGGCGUUUUCCGCUGUGGGACCAUUUCACGAAGCUCGUGAGCAAUCACCACGCCGUGGAUGUGAAGACUUUUGGGAAAGGUGGCGCUCCCAGAUGCGGGGAGGCCUGCAAAGUGGCUGCUUUUUUGAAUGAGUUUGUGCCUUGCGGGGAUUGGCUUCACUUAGAUACUUAUGGAGUCAUGCUUUCGAAUGGAACUGACUUUCCGUACCUUCGUCAGGGGAUGUCUGGCCGACCCACUCGUACUCUUGUCGAGUUUCUGUCUCAAUUAGUAUGUCACCGUGAAUAACGUAUAUUUUGAUUAGUUUUUGAUAAAAGAAACCACUAAAUUUGGACUGUCUUUAUUUUGUAUUUUUUACAGUAAAUAUACUAUGAUAUAUUGGU